AUGGUCUCCGACCUCGCCAUGCGGAACCUUGAUGAGGUCGUCGUGGUGCCUUGCCAGCUCAUCACCGACGGUCAUCACGAACAGGAUCCGAAAAGAAAACCGGCACGCUCCCGACCAGGCAUUCGGCGACAUCGAACUCCAACCACGCAUUCCACUUUCAGGAGGGCGGGAAUUCUCCCUUCUUUCUGUCUGGAUAAGCUCUUCAUGCUUCCAGCUCCCAGGUUCCAGGACGAUCGGCAGAAGGGCCGGCUUUCCGCCGAAGGCUUCAUUGGACAGCUUAUCAAGCGGCUCGAACUGGUGUGCAGCCGCCACCAAAUCAUCUUCAUCGACGACGCCCGUGCGCCCCGUGCCGGCGGCCUUACUCGCCAGGAUGACGAUGCGGAGCAGCAGCUCGAGGACGACGAUACCGAGAGGCUGAGACGGCCCAUCGUCGUCGACCGUAGCCCCAUCAUCAGUAUCGCUGACUUUCACGCGGCCACGGGCUCUCAUCCCGCCAUGCCCUUCAACUUGUUCGCCCGGAUGUCCAGAGACGUCAGGCAACGGGAGGAGCCUCAACCGGAUCAUCUAGCAAUCUGGCAUCAGCUCUCACUCAGACACAACUGUCUCAUCAACUGGGUCAAAGACACUCUCGACCUGGACGUCCAAGCCGCCCAGCAGGAGGACCAAAACAAUAAGAACGAUGCCCUGGCCAUCGAACUCAAUGGUGAUCCGACCAACCUCGACCCAGAUCCACUCCAACUUCCAUCUGGCUCAGAAUCCGACGAACAAUCCAGUCUCGGCGACCAGGAUGACUCAUCCUCCGACACCGAACAACUCUUCUCGUUCAGCGAUGGCGAUUCCGAUGACCAAGCCGAUCCUGACCCCAAUGAGUCCUAUGUGACCACACUAAAUGAUGCCGAUCAGAACAGCAGUCAAGAGUCAAGUGAGGAUGAAGAAAAAGAUGAACUAGAGGACAAAAAGCGAAAAGAUCAAGACCAACCGCUCUCCCUCGAUAAUAUAGAGUCUCAUUCAUCAUCAUCAGCAUCCUCAUCCAAAAACACACACAAACACAAACACCGGCGAUCAGCGGUUGAUAGCGACUUCUUCUCGUUAGCCGAAUCCGAAUAG
This is a messenger RNA of Puccinia triticina, 1107 nucleotides long. RefSeq lists its product as uncharacterized. The record is from RefSeq and is a predicted model, not a curated record. The transcript is spliced from 4 exons. Lineage: Eukaryota; Fungi; Basidiomycota; Pucciniomycetes; Pucciniales; Pucciniaceae. The coding region runs from base 1 to 1107 and encodes 368 amino acids.